UAUCAAAAAGGAUGGAUUUUUAUUACAAACACCACAUACAUUUUUAGGUUCAGAGUUUCAAAUAGUUAUACAUUUUUUUCGUUAUGAGCAAUCCGGACGAAAGUAAGCCACUAGCCGGCCCAGAGUCACCAAAGGCCCUGCCAAAUGAAGGCCAAGAAACGUCUAUCUUCCGACGACCCUCAAAUAAUGACGGCAGCAGUCGGAAACCGCCACCAAGUCGGUACAUUCAGACCACCGAGGAGGACAAGUCUUCUGCUUUCGAGAAGUUUGCAGUGUUCUUUUGCUGGCUCUUUGUGGUUCUGUUCUUUCCCUUGUCGCUGUGCUGUUGUAUCAUCGUUGUUCCCGAGUACAUCCGUCUGAUCAUCCUCCGCCUGGGACGGCUCCGUAAGGGGGCCAAGGGUCCCGGAAUGGUGUUUCACCUGCCGUGCAUCGAUGAUGUCCAGGCGGUGGAUAUGCGUACCGAUGUUCACAAAGUUUGGCCACAGGAUGUGCUCACCAAGGAUUCGGUAACGAUCACCGUAAACGCCGUCAUCUACUAUUGUAUCUAUGAUGCCAUCGACUCUAUCAUCCAAGUGGACAAUGUUAACGAGGCCACCUUGAUGAUUGCCAAAGUUACACUCCGGAACAUCGUCGGCUCCAAGACUCUCAACGUCCUGCUGACCUCCAGGCAGGCACUCUCCCGUGAGAUCCUGCAUGCGGUCGCUGAGAUCACAGCCCGAUGGGGUGUGCGUAUGGAACGGGUAGAUUUAAUGGAUAUUAUAUUGCCGGCCAGUCUGGAAAGGUCCCUAGCCAGCGAGGCGGAGGCUAUAAGGGAAGCUCGUGCCAAGAUCAUUUUGGCAGAGGGUGAGCUUAAGGCCUCCAAGGCCCUAAAAGAGGCCUCCGAUGUGAUGGCCCAGAACAAGAUCACUCUACAGCUAAGGCAUCUGCAAAUCCUAUCUUCGAUUGCCGCUGAACGAAGGGUCAGAAUUAUUUACCCCAUACCAAUGGAAAUAAUGGAGCCUUUUAUGGAUUCAAGUAAGCGAAGAGCAGGUGGAGGCGCCGGUGCUGAUGAAAGUGGGGGUGCUGGGGGCAGUGGCGGUGCAGGUGGAAGUGGCAGCUCCGGAGGAAGUGGCGGUGGAGGGAAUAUCCUAUCAAAUUUCUUCAUUGGCGGCAGGUCGAAGGCCAAGUCCAGCGGUAAGGAUGCUGCAGAGCUAAAAAGCCAUGACGAGCCAGGCUCUUUACAGGCUGUAGUACCAGAACCUUAUUCCUCUACAGCAACUAAUCCAAGGACCUCGUUUGUCGCUGUAGAUAUGGAUAGAGUUCAGAGAAUUCCUGCGAGUAUGUUGUAAACAUUUUGUAUUUAGAAAAAAGCUCCAACAAAUUUCUAUCAAAUUUAAUGUAAAGAGAUGAUUGUGCCAGGAGGAGCACACCAGGUAUGCCAGCAGAAUUUCAGGUCCAGUGGGGCGCCCUGACGUUUAUGGACCUACAAUCUUAUCGGAACUUCCUGCGAGUUCGCUGGUAAUCAGCCAGCGGCUGGCAAUAUCCUGGCAGCAGGACAAUGGGACGUGGCAAGGCCAAGCGUGAAAUGAGCAACAGUCACGUCAGCCGAACAGGGCCACGAACUUGAUUGAGGGCAUUAUCCUUGCUAUUCACUCACCGGAGCGACAUUGACACUGCCACUGAAUGGCCUCCGAGCGGUUUUUUUUUGUGACGUGAUAAAAAAUAGAUGAAUACGUGGUAUUUUUCAUUCGCGCAGCCUGACAACGUCCCGGGUGGCAAUUUAUCACUUUUAAUAAAUUGGCAGUUUUCGAGUCGAUACUUCAA
Molecule: messenger RNA, 1803 nt
Organism: Drosophila serrata
Lineage: Eukaryota; Metazoa; Arthropoda; Insecta; Diptera; Drosophilidae
Product: band 7 protein AGAP004871
Cellular component (GO): plasma membrane
Source: RefSeq, a predicted model, not a curated record